Messenger RNA from Topomyia yanbarensis, 7753 nucleotides. RefSeq lists its product as uncharacterized. The coding region runs from base 353 to 6409 and encodes 2018 amino acids. The record is from RefSeq and is a predicted model, not a curated record. The transcript is spliced from 10 exons. Lineage: Eukaryota; Metazoa; Arthropoda; Insecta; Diptera; Culicidae.
GGUAGAAGGAAUAAAACGAAAAACACAACUGGCUGCUGUCAAACCGUUGUUGAGUGAUCAUCUGAUUCUUCUUCUUGCCAAUGGGGGUGCGAACCAACCCAAAUCUGUCAUCUUUUUGCUGCAGUCAAGAAAAAUUGGUAUGUGCUUUCGAAAUUUAGGUGAAAAUUUAGGAUUUUUCGGUGUUUUAAAGAAACAGUUCUGAAAGUUACUGAUUGUAAUCGAUUAAACCCAAUCCACGAACUGCAUUUCCAAUGGAAUAUUGAAAAAUGCUCCUGGUGUGUGAAACGUUUUCUAGAAAUUGUGCCAGCAGCGAACAAAACAACAAACGGGCAACAGUCGAGCAAGGGCGAAUAUGGCAUCACUAAAGGAUUGGGAUAUUAUUAAACUUACCACAUUGAUUACAAAUGUUGACACCAAGCUGUCAGCUUGUACCAAACCGGAUCAGGACUUUCAGAUAUUGUGUCUUGUAAGGCAAAAUGAUCAGAUUCUGUUUCGAUACAUUGACACGGGUGGGAAGGUGCACCUGAUGCUGAUAUGUUGGUUUGCUGAAAACGCCAAAAACGUGCAGGAUAUCUGCUUCGAUAGUACCGGGAGCUGGUUGUUGGUUUUUUGCUAUGACAACACAUUGCACAUUGUACCCGCACUGUCAAUUUGUGACAAAUCCAAACAAGUGGAUGCUACCUUUAAUCAGGACGAGAUCACCUCGUUUAUUGUACCUUUCAUUGGACCCCACGAGUGUCCUAAUCCCCAAACUUGCCCAAACAAUUCGCACAAUGCCUCAUCUAUGGCAUCUCAACGAUCGUCGAUCGUUUCCGAAGCUAGCACAAAGUCAAGUUUGAGUGCCGAAUUAGCUAGUCCUGGGACGUCUCAGCAGCAGCAGCAGCUACUCACAAUGAAGCGAUCCGAAUCGACCUACACCACGCACAAGAUAGACGAGAUCUACUCACUGAACAGUAUCUAUAAUCAGUUGUACGGCGGCGACCAGCAGCAGGCUGCUGGGGAGGCUAUAACUCCGAUCGCAAUGAAAACGAUUGAGAGCUACUUCGCAGAAGGUUCCGCUGCUGUUGCGGCAGCGAAAGAUGAAAAACGUGCCGGCAAAUGUCCCAGCCCGCAGGAGAGCUGCAGCAGAACGAUGAGCUCCAGCAUUGGGUCAACGGUUUCGAUUUCCUGUCCAUAUCCAACGUGCUGCAGUUGGUGGAAAACACUGACGGAUGAACCUCGAGCCAUCCUGGGCUAUUCGGACGGGUCGAUAUGUGUUGUGGCCCUUACGCCGAAUUGUCCGUUCCUAGGCAAUACCAACUGCGAGCGGGGUUCAGUGGAGAAGCUGGUCAUCUGCCAGGACAAUAGUAUGGAAACGAUUAGCCUAAUGAUCAAUACCUCUACCCGGGAGCAGUGGAAGCUGCUGUUGGAGCAAAAAUCCAUCAAGUACACCUUUCCGGGUGACAUUUCACCUAUCUCUAGUCAGGAGUUGAAAACGGAAAUGUUGAAAUCGUUCGGCGAAUCGGGAAAACCAGACUCUGGAACGAUGGAUGAUUGGCAGAUUGUUCUGGCGCUACCUAGACAGGAGGGCAGCUCUGGCGCUGAGCAGCAGGAUAAUGGUGAGAAGGGUUCCAGUCCAAGCGGAUCUGAUCCACAGUCGAGCGAUGAUUUUGAAAAAGUAGACGGUGAAGGGUCGAUUGAUGAGGGAAGAACAGAUGGGAAAGACCAGCAGGCAUCCAUACCGAAACUGUUUCCGGCGGCUAGAGCCAGGCUGCUGUCUCUAAGAGACCUUGGAGCCAAAAAGAUAGGAACACUGAAGUUAAAACUCUCGGAGAGUCGAAUCAAAGCCAAAGAAAAAGAGAGAAUCAAGGAACAAGCAGCCAACCUGGCUGUAAUGGAGCUACCCGGUAUGUAUCCGGAAAUUCUGACAACUCCCGCGGGCCCUUACUUCGUCGUUCAAUACAUGAACGGCAAAUAUCUACUCAGUGCCCUUCACUCCUACUCGGACACACUGUCGGUUCACAGUAUGGACAUCAGUUUGAUACCGCUGCACAUCUACAAAGUCCCCAAGCAGUGCAAAACUACUGUUAUCACGAAAAAUGUGAUUUACAUAAUGCACGAGUUGAGUCAAGUCUCUGAAAAAUCCACGGAAAGUACACAGUCAUCUCCGGAAGUCGGCGAAACGUCUGUAAAUGAUGAUGUAUCUGCACAGCCUCGAAGGGAUACGGAGAGUAGCAUCGAGAACAUUGACACUAGUCCAAGUCAAACGCAAGCCGAUGACGAAGGUGAAACCACGGAAACCACGAACACGGAUACAGUGUCGGCCAUCUCCGUUGUCAGCUGCCAGAUGGCAGCGAUGAAGAUGGGAGACGAUUGCGAUUUCAACGAACAUGCCAUGCUAGCAAUGUUUCAAUUUCCCGGUGAAAAGAUACUCGACAUUCAUCGAGUAAGUUCCAUGGGUGCGAACAAUGAUACGAAUGAAACGGAUGAACCGAAGCUGAAAGCGCAGGAUGAACCCGAUGAUGUGCGAUCGAUUUUUAAAAAAUCAACCGUUUCCAAUUAUCUGAAAAUGCAGAGAAGUUUGCGGAUGGAUAAAAAGUUGGAGACCGUCGAGAGCCAGGUGAUGGUAGGUCAAUUCCCUAAGGUAGAGUUCGACAGGGCUGUCAUCGUUACCGACAAGAAUCUGUACUCAAUCGAACUGAAUGACACAGCUCGUAAUCUAUUUCUGAAGUUAGCGCACAACUCGAUAUGGGCAGCUUGUGAAGAUUUUUGUAUUACGUUUGGGCUUCCCCUGCCGGUCUGUGUCGAGUAUGCCGGGGAUAUUCUGCUGAAGCGAAGAAAGAUUACCGAAGCACUGAUGACCUACAACGUAGCUCGGCUUCCGCCGAUGAAGACGGCUCUCAAAUUGGCAAUGGCAAACGAAAAUGGAGCUCUGAUGAAGUUAUGUUCGAUGGCUUUGCGGAAUUCCCACAUCAUCAACAGCCAGUUCGUUAUGCACGACGUCAUGAGAAUUCUGGUGGACGAGGCACACCUCGGAAAUGUGGUCUACGAUUCGCUGAUGAAUCUAAACGCCAAAGUUUCCCUGAAGCCUAUCAACGCUGGAGCGCAAUGUAGUGACUACUCGUACGACAACGAUGAUGUUUCGUGGGAUGUUCAGAUCUCCACCACAGCUCAGUUCCACCUAUCGAACCUGAUGCUGUUGACGUUGUGCGAACGAUGCGUUCAGGACAAAAAUUACAUGCCGCUGUGGAACUUUCUCGUGACCAACAGCAAAUAUCAUACCAGUUUGGCGUGUAUUGUUCUGGCGCAUGGGAAACUAUACUCUUCAGCCGUUUUGCUAGCCAUGACUCGUGGAACUUGCCUCGAUGUGUUCAGUUGUCUUGUCGGCAUAUGGGAACAGUUGGCAGACAACGUCCCGGAGCUAAACGCUUACAUGUAUAAUCUGGCGAACGAACUGUUUAUGGAAAGUUUGAUCUACCUGCAGGAAUACACGCUGGAGUUUUUCGAUAUGAUUCGAAAGUGCAUCGAUAAGUUCGACAUAAACGUUCUGGAGCGGUUGAUCAGGCAAUUGAAUCCAUUUCACCCGAUCUACCGACCGUUGAUGCACAAACUAUCUAACCACGAUAGUGCCAGUCGGGAGCUGGAUAAAGCACUGCUUAUGUUCUGCCGAUCGUUGAUCGAAACAUUUCUCGUCGUGUCGAUACGGGCCCAGACGCUGAAGAUGCACAGCACCAGCUUUCUCGGUGCGCUUAAGCUGGUGCAAGUACAUUACGACGAAAAGCACAUCGAAAUGCGACUGAAGCAGUACUCGCCCAUUUCGGCUGGUUUUUCGCAUGCUGGAUGUGUGAUCAACAAGUUGGCCUUUCUGUGGGGUUCCAAUGGAGUGAAUUGUGCACUGAGCAGAACGACACUGCAGGGUGACCCGUUGGCACCGAACGGUAGUCCACCGUUGGUUUCCUUUCUGAAGCAGCUCGACCUGGAGGUGUUAAGUGUACACUGUGGAAGGCUGCACACACUACUGCUGACUAGUAAUGGGAUCUACUCGAUGGGCGCGAACAAUUUGGGCCAGCUGGGCAUAGGUAACCACGUACUGAAUGCCCUUCAACCGAUGCUGGUGCAGACGCUGGAUGGGAAGAACGUGACGCACAUCUGUGCCGGCCAAUAUCAUAAUGCCGUGGUAGCUAAUGGACUACUAUACACUUGGGGGUGGGGUAUUUUUGGUCAACUAGGACACGGCACGGUAGCAGACUGCCCCUUGCCAAGAGUUGUAGAUUUUUUCAGGAAAAGGAACGUACAACAGAUUUCACUAGGCCAUGCACAUACUCUAGUACUUUGUAAGCCAAAUAGCAAAACUAAGAACGUAUUGUACGUAUUCGGGUCCAACCACUACGGCCAAUUGGGGUUGGGUCAGGAGGACAAAUUCAAUGUAACCAUUGAUACGAGGAACGGCAAAUCGUUCGUUCUGUCGCUGAUGCCCCGCAGGGUAGAGUUCGAUGCGGAAAUAAGCCUGAUCAACACAAAACUUUUCGUUAACCUCGUUCUAACCGCCAAUAAUCAACUGUAUACCUGGGGAGCAUCACCGCAGGCCCUCCGACUUGCGACUCAAGCUCGCAAGCGAGCCAAAUCGACUCACAAAAAUCGUUCGACAUCCAACGCGGGUUCAUCGGGAGAAACCAAAGCCACCCAAGACCCUGUGGUCCUUUCUCCUAGUGCUAGUCAAUCGGAACAAUCAACACCCGCUGAUGAGAUGACCGAGUCCGAGUUAAAAAAUAGCGGCGAUGUAACGGACGCCACGCCAACCGGUCAGCAAGACCAAAUACCAAAGAUAAAUGGCGUUCAGAUUCCAGAAAUAAGAGUUGAGGAUACAAGCGAUGAUUCCAAAGGAGGGGCGGAAUCGAAGGAAAGUGAUAAACAGAAGGAAAGUGCUGGCGUAAGUGUCAACGGAGAGGAAAUUGCCGAACAUCUGUAUCCCACGUUGGUUGAUACUACGCUCGUUCGGGAUGAUAUUGUUAAGAUUUCCAGCGGUCUGUACCAUUUCGCUCUGGUCACGACCAAAUCGCACAUCUACACGUGGGGUAAAAACAUCGAACGCCAACUGGGUCGUGAGGGUGGCCGCAACGAAGUGCUAAUACCGACCCGACUGGACACCGUGACGGAUGUCGAGUACGUCGAGUGCGGUGCGGACUUUACGCUAGUUAUGACCGAUAGCGGGGCGGUUAAGUCCUGGGGUAACAACAACAUGGGCCAGUGUGCGAAAGAAAUCAAUCAGGAACGAAGUGGCGUUCCGGGGAAACUGGUAAGAUUGCCCAUUUCGAACCGAUUGGUACGGAUUCCGGACAGUUCGCAGUUUAUCGAGUUGCCCCAUGAGAUUAGACUACCUCACAGUGAUGAUUGCUGUGAACCGGGGGACGAAAGUACGAGGUUGAUUAAGGCCAUGCCAAAAUUUAGGCGGAAUUUUGUGAUAAAGAGCACCCUGGAGAAGGUGAUUAGCAAUAAUAUUUCGACAAUAAGUUCCAGCUUGAACGAUGUUAGUAAUACCACGGAAAUGGAGGAUUUCGUGGGUGAGCUGAGAACAGCUUUCGACUGCCGAAUUCAGCACCAAAACGCAAGCACCAUGUCCUCGCUGCAAUCAGUUUCGUAUGCCACCUCACCGACUUCGCUGGCAAUCGAUGAAGACGACGAUGAAAUCGAUCACGAUGAUCAGGGCAGUUCGGAUUCUUCGUCCCGUUUGUUCAACGAUCGCCAUCUCCUGAGUAAUGAUUUCAUCCACUUUUGUAUGUAUAUCUUUCAUGGUUUAUACAACCAGGAUAACAUCCUCGAUUUAACCAAACGUUGCAACGAGUAUCACAUCCGAAUGAUGAUGCUGAACUACGACUACGUGGAGGCGUUCCAUCUCAUCUUGGAACUUCUCUCCGGUUCGCUAUCGUCAUCCGCAUCUCCGUUGACCGUCACCAAAACAACCUUGAAUCUGGUCAAAAUAUUCGAGUACUUCACCAAGGAUUCUAACAUCAUCCCCAUGGACACUGCCAACUUCAAGUACUUCAUCUACGAACUGUUCAUGUUCUUCAUCAAACACAACAUCGCCCUGGACGUAUUGGAAGAAUACUUCCUGCGCAACCUGGAUUACUAUCUGGUACAACUGGCAUUCGUCCUUUAUUUUAGUAAUACCAACAAUCUGAUGGCCGGCGUGAGAUCCAACGUGAACCCGGAAACACUGGAACUGGAACGAAAAUUGCUGGACAAGUUCAACAACAAUGGUAAUAAUCUGCUAGCAGUUGAAGCUUUCAGUGCUUCGACGACCGGAGGUCAACUGUCGAGUAAGGUGGUGCGCAAACUGGAAAAUACCGAAGCGAUCAGCAAGGCCCUAUCCACCAAGUUCAGUGUGAUCUUGUGCCAGAAACUGGUCGAACACUUUGAACGCUACAAAUGACUGCUGGCGGAGGAGAGGUCGCGUUAGAGUUGCUGUUUUUCAGUGUUUGUUUGGAAACAUUUGCUUGGAUAUCGUUAGUUUUAUUUUUUGACUGAAGUGAAAGUUUUUUUAGCAACCAUUUAUACACUUAUUAGUAGUACUUAGGACAAGCAGAAGCGGUGUUGUAGAUAUUUAGACAAUAGCUUAUUUAUUAUAUUAGGUCAUUUUUGUCAACUCCCAGUGCGAUAGUAAACCGAAACCGUGCGAUAUUUAUCAUAAUCAUCUUAGGACUUACGCAUUAUAUACACUCUUUAACUACGUAGUCUCAGUGAAGUUUCUUGGAAGAAAUUGAAAGACUGAACCAAAUCUUUACAUAGCGAUGCAUCAUCGGUUCACGGAAUCCUAGUUCUUACAUCGAGUAUGGUGAGUUUUUCGAAUUAUUUACAAAGCAAUCGCAGAAAGAAUUGAACGUUGAGUUGAAGCAAUUAGUGAUCGUUACGUUAUUUAUAUCUUCAACUUGCUAGACCAAAAGAGUAAAACACUAUUGCAAACCGAAUUUUUAUAUAUUUAUCGAAGUAAUUUUAUAACAUUUGUCCCGGACAUUUGUUCCGUUUUGGUUGAGUCUAGUCAAGUAAGUUUGUAAUGAAUCGUUUUACGAAUUUCAAAUUUGGAUACCGAGACUAGCUAUCGCUUGUUGUGACUCUUUCAUUCAAGUUUGUUUCGUAGCUAUCUAUUGAAUAUUAUAUUCUCAUAACUAAAUGGCAUACAACCAUUGCCAAAUCUGACUCAAAAUUCCAAAACCAACAUCAACUCCGACGCAUGAAUUAUAACGAGCGAGUUUUGGCACAAUCACAUUGUAAACUACUAUCUUUGCAAACCUGCAAACUAAUACUAUCAAUCGCAAUUUUAAGCUUCCUAAACAUCUAUUAGUAAAUUAAUGCAACAUUGUAGUAAAUGGUGCUGCUUGAACUGAAAGCGGAACAAUAUGAGUGACGCGUAAGCUUUACCAAAUUAGCAAUUUUUGUUGUGAAAUUCACACGGUGCAAUUGCUAUUCAGACAGAUGUUAGCAUAAAAACACUAUACACAUUUGCUUUUGAGAAAAUAAAACAUCACAUAAAAUACACUUAAAUGGUUAAUGUAGAAUAUUGUAAAACAUACACUCUUAUCAUUGAUAUUGAAUGAAUAAGCAUAUUAUGCUAAAAUAUAAGAAAAUGGCAGUUCCCGAAUUAGGAACGUUGUUAGACAGAUUUUUUUUUGCUAAAUCAUUGUUGGACGUAUUCCCUUAAUACCGAAUGAACCGAUGUAAUGUUUGAACAUCACAUAACAAAUUGAAAUAAAGGAAUGUUUUUCAUCAUAUUCAAGAA